Messenger RNA from Sinocyclocheilus rhinocerous, 2017 nucleotides. RefSeq names its product pre-mRNA-splicing regulator WTAP-like. Gene Ontology annotation, biological process: regulation of alternative mRNA splicing, via spliceosome; mRNA modification. The coding region runs from base 215 to 1471 and encodes 418 amino acids. Gene Ontology annotation, cellular component: nucleus. The record is from RefSeq and is a predicted model, not a curated record. NCBI's taxonomy places the organism in Eukaryota, Metazoa, Chordata, Actinopteri, Cypriniformes, Cyprinidae. The transcript is spliced from 8 exons.
CUCCUCCCCCUCAGCGCUCGCGCGAACACACUGAUGCUGUGCGGCUGAACAUCGCGCACACGCUGGUCAUGGCGGACGGUCUCCUCUUCGUCUAAAUAAAGAACAUAGCCUUUCCUCCUCCAGAGAAACUCAUUAUUAAACAUAACUACUUAAGAUAUCAUAUUGGAAGAAAUACGCGUCAUUCUGGUCGAGGUGAAUUGGGUCUGAGAUCAGAAUGACCAAUGAAGAACCUCUCCCGAAGAAGGUUCGCCUUAAUGAAUCUGACAUGAAGACCCUGACUCGAGAGGAGCUGUGCACAAGGUGGAAACAGCAUGAAGUUUAUGUCCAGAUGCUUGAGACGAAAUAUGCUGAUUUAAACUCCAAUGAUGUGACGGGCCUGAAAGAGUCUGAGGAGAAGUUGAAGCAGCAACAGCAGGAAUCUGCUCGCAGGGAGAACAUUCUGGUGAUGAGGCUUGCUACUAAAGAGCAGGAAAUGCAAGAGUGUACAACCCAAAUCCAGUACCUGAAGCAAGUCCAGCAACCGAGUGCGGCUCAGCUGAGAACGUCCAUGGUGGACCCAGCCAUCAACUUGUUUUUCCUCAAAAUGAAGGCUGAACUGGAACAGACUAAAGACAAACUGGAGCAAGCCCAAAAUGAACUGAGUGCCUGGAAAUUUACACCUGAUAGCCAGACUGGUAAGAAGCUGAUGGCGAAAUGUCGCAUGCUGAUCCAGGAGAAUCAGGAGUUGGGCAGGCAGCUGUCUCAGGGGCGCAUCGCCCAGCUGGAGGCCGAGCUCGCCUUGCAGAAGAAGUACAGCGAAGAGCUCAAGAGCAGCCAAGAUGAGCUCAAUGACUUCAUCAUUCAGCUGGAUGAGGAAGUGGAGGGCAUGCAGAGCACAAUCCUGGUUCUUCAGCAGCAGCUGAGGGAGACCAGGCAGCAGGUGUCUCAGUUGAACUCCCAAGGCACUUCUAGUGGAGCUGGUCCAAGCAGAACUUCACCUUCGGCGGCCUCUGAACCUUCCAUUCAAAGCGAAUCUGCGAACGCCACCGGCUCAAACGUUACGAAAGACUGCGGAAGGGUUUCCAACGGACCCUCCAACGGGAACUCAUCUCAGAGGGGUGCGUCUGGGGCCAGUCUAUAUAGGGAAGCGAGCAGUGCAGAUGAAGAUUACCCACCAUCGCCAUCUGUCUCCAGCCCGUCUCAUGGUGGCAUGUCGAAACUUUCCAACCACUCAGAAGUUGCAGUGAGCCAGAGGGGCGGAGAAGGGUACGUGACUCAACUAAGUGCAGGCUAUGAGAGCGUGGACUCACCAACGGGCAGUGAGACGUCAGUGACCCAGCACUCGAACGAUACAGACUCCAAUGCUGACUCCCAUGAGGCCGCUGCUGUCUCCAAAGGCAGCAGGACUGCUGGUAUGCGGUACAGCACUCAGAAUGGCCUGGACUCAUCUGCAGCAACAGUUGCCACCAAUGCCUCCACAGGGUCUUUGUAACAUUCUGAAAGUUUCGUUUUUUUUUUUUUUUUUUUAAGUCAUGACAAAAAAGGAAAUCGCACCUUCAGGCCAGUUAGUUCUUGUUUGAGAAAUGGUCAAAUGCAUCACUUUUGUUUUGUACCCAACCUUCCAUCACAACAUAUUACAGUGCAUUUGCGACAUGUUCAAAGCUGAUUACGUUUAUAAAAUGAGCAACAUUGCGUUUGUAUAUUUGAAUUCAUUUUUUUUAAUGAAUGACUUUUAAACCAUUUUUUUCUCUGUCAGAUAUGAACAUUUGGUUCUGUACUGUUCAUUUGCUGACUUGUUAGAACUCGGAAAUCAUUUAGCUACGUGUGAUGUAUCAUAAUGCUCAAUUAAGUCUUGAAGCUGCAAGUUCAGAGAGUCCUUAGUUUCCUGAUGUUGAACUUUUCUUUUGUUCCUCUACAUGACGAGAAAAAACAUUUAGUUUGACUUGUGUGUAGUUUGAGAUGUAUCUUGUUAAAAUCUGAUUUCAAUCCUUUUCAUGUACUGACCAAAUAUCAAUAAAGAAUUUUAAUAUGACUCAAA